This is a messenger RNA of Cladophialophora carrionii CBS 160.54, 414 nucleotides long. RefSeq lists its product as uncharacterized. The transcript has a single exon. The record is from RefSeq and is a predicted model, not a curated record. NCBI's taxonomy places the organism in Eukaryota, Fungi, Ascomycota, Eurotiomycetes, Chaetothyriales, Herpotrichiellaceae. Gene Ontology annotation, cellular component: mitochondrion. The coding region runs from base 1 to 414 and encodes 137 amino acids. Gene Ontology annotation, molecular function: flavin adenine dinucleotide binding; flavin-dependent sulfhydryl oxidase activity.
AUGAAGUCCAGUGGCAAGAAGCCCAAGGCCGCCGCCGCCGCCGCCGCCGCGCUGGUUGCUCCGCGAUCAGACUGUCCUCCCGACGUCGAAGAACUCGGCCGCUCCACCUGGACGCUCCUGCACAGCAUGGCUGCCACGUACCCUGAAGUCGCACCGCCCGAGACACAAUCCAUCAUGAAACAGUUCAUCUCCGCGUUCUCCAGGCUCUACCCGUGUUAUGUCUGCGCGGAGGAUUUUCAAGACUGGUUGAUCCAGCCUGGGAACGAGCCCAAGGUCAAAGGCCAGGAUGAACUGGGCAUGUGGGCAUGUCGAGCGCACAAUGCAGUCAAUGUCAAGCUGGGAAAGCCCGAGUUUGAUUGCAGUCUCUGGAAGGAGAGAUGGAAAGAUGGCUGGAAGGACGGGCGAUGUGAUUGA